Messenger RNA from Cercocebus atys (sooty mangabey), 1390 nucleotides. It is a transcript of the gene CCDC152, whose product is annotated as coiled-coil domain containing 152. The transcript has 10 exons. The record is from RefSeq and is a predicted model, not a curated record. The coding region runs from base 58 to 822 and encodes 254 amino acids. NCBI's taxonomy places the organism in Eukaryota, Metazoa, Chordata, Mammalia, Primates, Cercopithecidae.
GUCAGCCCCAGAGGCAGCGGCAAGGGAGACUGUGAGAAACUGGGAGCAACGGCAGACAUGGACCAAAGCAGUGAAGGAUGUAUGAAAAAGAUUAGCAGUGUGAAUCUUGACAAACUUAUUAAUGACUUCUCACAGAUAGAAAAGAAAAUGAUAGAAACCAAUGGAAAGAACAAUAUACUGGAUAUUCAGUUGGAAAAGACAAACUGUCUAUUAAAAGUAAUGCAAGCAAAAGAGGUCUCAAUUAAAGAAGAAUGUGCUACUCUUCAUAAUAUAAUUAAAGGGCUACAACAGACCAUUGAAUGUCAACAGAAUUUGAAAGGUGAAAAUGAACAACUAAAAAUAAGUGCUGAUCUUAUAAAAGAGAAGUUGAAGUCUCAUGAACAGGAAUAUAAGAAUAAUAUUGCCAAACUUGUAAGUGAAAUGAAAAUCAAAGAGGAGGGAUAUAAGACAGAAAUAAGCAAACUUUAUCAGGACAUGCAGAAAAAAGUUGAAUUAAACGAAGAAAAGCACAAAGAACUAAUAGAGAAAAAGGAGAUGGAAAUUUCAGAGUUAAAUGCAAAGCUAAGAAGUCAAGAAAAAGAAAAGCAAAAUGAAAUAAUCAAGCUACAGCUAGAGUUUGAUGCCAAACUAGCAAGAGUUCAGACUAAAUCAAAAUCAUAUCCGGAUUCUACUGCUUUGCCACAAAGUAUCUACAGAAGGAAACUGCAACAUUUUCAAGAAGAAAAAAACAAGGAGAUUGCAAUUCUUCGUAAUACCAUUCGAGAUUUAGAGCAACGCCUUUCUGUUGACAAAGAUUCUCACCUUAAGCGUAGACGGUUUUGAGCUUAGCAGUAAAUUCAUUAGUUGGUAUUUAUUUAAAAGCAAUAGAAAGUUUCAAUAUACACAUACAGCCUACAUAACAAAAAAGUCAGCUUUAAGGUUUUUAUUGAAUUUAUUUGGACAAAUCCAUACUGUAUCCAAUUGUGUACUGCAUUCUUGCUUAAUAGUAUUAACCGUAAAGGAGGUCAGGUUUAUAGGGUUUGGUUUACCUAUUAAACCAUCAUUGACUAUGGAAAUACUUACUAAGCAAUAUAGAGACAGACAAUAUUCUUUAUCUUUCCCCUUAUAUCUUUUAAGACAGCCACUCAAGUUUUAGAUGAGUGUGAUACAACAUUAGAGAAAGAAAGAUACAAAGGCUUUAUUCAUGUGUGAUAGUAAAAAUAAGGAUAUAAGUCUUAGAUAUACAGAAGAUAAACGGAUAUUUAAAAUAUAGUUAUAUAUGCUUUUAUAGCAAAAUAUUCAUGUGUUAAGUAUUUCCGGAUCUUAAAAUACAAAAUCCACUUAUUAGUUAAAAGUGUAAGAUUGAAAAGACAAGGAUAAUAUUGUUUUGAGAGAUAAGUAAAGAAAAAAA